This is a messenger RNA of Caenorhabditis angaria, 1521 nucleotides long. NCBI's taxonomy places the organism in Eukaryota, Metazoa, Nematoda, Chromadorea, Rhabditida, Rhabditidae. The record is from the annotation of a GenBank genome assembly.
AUGUCUGGAAAAGAAAAUGAUGCGCCGGUGAGCACAGAGCAGGUAAUUUUUUGCUAUUUUCACUAUUUUAGUUUUUUUCGACACGCUAAUCAAGAUUACGUCGUCAAAAACGUAUUUACUUCUUUCGAUAUGAGUUAUGACGUGACAUUGGUUGUAACUUUAAAAGCCCAUAACUACAUGCAAUGCUGGUUUUUUUCUGGAAGUAUAUAUACUUUUUUGUUCAGAGUUAGUUAGUCACAAACUUCCCCACUUUAUAAUUCGAAUUCGGAGUUAAGACAAGAGUUUUCAAAAUCUGUUAUUUUCUAGAUCCAACAAAACAGCGAGGUCAAUGAACAAAAACAAGCACAAUCACAAGCUCAAAAACAAAGCGUUGGUUGGAGUUUGGAUGAUUUCGAAGUCGGGCGUCCCCUGGGAAAAGGAAAAUUUGGAAACGUGUUUAUUUCACGCGAGAAAAAGACAAAAAGAAUUGUCGCCCUGAAAGUUCUUUUCAAAAGUCAAUUAUUAUCAUUGGGUGUCAGUCAUCAACUUCGUCGCGAAAUUGAAAUUCAAUAUCACCUUCGACAUCCAAAUAUUUUGGGACUUUUCGGAUAUUUCCACGACGAAAAACGCGUUUUUGUGAUGUUGGAUUAUGCAUCGCGUGGAGAACUCUUCAAUUUUUUGCAAACUCAACAAGGACAUCGAAUUGAUGAGCCAUUGGCGGCGAAAUUUGUGAGGCAAUUGUCGGAAGCGUUGAAAUAUUGUCACUCGAAAGGAGUUAUCCAUCGAGAUGUCAAACCGGAGAAUUUGCUUUUGGAUGCUAAAUUAAAUUUGAAGGUAAAGAUUACGAUUUUGAAAGGGAAAUAAUAGGAAAAUAUCUAUUUUUGGUCGGGAAACUUUCAUUUUUAACUGUCAAUUUUCCACCUCAAAAUCCACCAAAAUAUUCUUACAGCUCGCCGAUUUCGGUUGGAGUGUCGUAGCGGACCAUUCAAAACGCAAUACCCUCUGCGGAACCAUGGAUUAUCUCGCACCCGAAAUGGUUUCCAAUGAACCACACAAUUAUUCUGUCGAUAUUUGGGCAGUUGGUAUUUUGACAUUUGAAAUGUUGGCCGGAUAUGCACCAUUUGCUCAACACAGUAGUGAAGCUUUAAUUGCACGUAUUAAGGAUUGUAAAGUUACUGUAAGUGAUUUUUUCUUCAAAAAAAAGGGUGCUGGAAAUUGAAAAAUAAAACCAAAAUUAAAAAAAUUGAUUUUUAUAAUUAGACUAUUUCUAAGAUGAAAAAAUAUCGAAACGUCUGAAAAACGUGGAUUUUUCACAGGAAUAACAUGAGCAAUACUGAAAUUAAAUAAUUUUUACAGUACCCAUCAACAAUCACUGAAUUGCCAAAAUCCCUGAUCGCCGCAAUUAUUAAAAGAGAACCAUCGGAUCGUUUGCCAUUACAACAAGUCAUUUCGCAUCCAUGGAUUGUACAAAUGCAACAAUUUGAGGAAAAUAGUGUGAAAUCGUAUUUGGCCAAAAUUGAAGAAGCCAAGAAGAAGCACUAA